ACAUAUCCCAUUUACUGAUACAGCAUUAAUGCAGCAAAGAAUUAUAUUUUAUGGUUUUAUGAGUUUGUGGGUGGUACAUCUUGAUAAAAAUGGACUUCAGUGAAAUUUUGGCAAAUCUGGAAGUGUAUUGGGACAUUUUCCUUCUGAAUCUGGAUGAUUUAAGAAAAGAUGUAAAUGGCAGAUGUGUUGGUGUAGAGCCGUGGCAGUUGAUUUCUUUCUCCAUCGGGAUCACAUUGAUUAUAACAUGGAUUUACCAAUGGCUCAAUCAUCCAGAACUCACCAUAAUGCAGCGUGUGAAAAGAACCUUCUUCACAUGUGUCAAAAACAUGCCAUACGUUAAAGGAAAGGUGAGGUUUGAACUUUAA
This is a messenger RNA of Anneissia japonica, 365 nucleotides long. RefSeq names its product sphingosine-1-phosphate lyase 1-like. Lineage: Eukaryota; Metazoa; Echinodermata; Crinoidea; Comatulida; Comatulidae. The record is from RefSeq and is a predicted model, not a curated record. The transcript has 3 exons. Bases 90 to 365 code for a protein of 91 amino acids.